AUGGCCAACACCGAAUACGAAUUGUCAAAGGAGCUGGAUCUCGACGCUCUCGUCCACCUCGAGAACAUGUUUGUAGAGUUUGGUCGUGAGGACGGCAUGGCCGCAGGAGAGAGAAACGGAGCCAUUGAAGGCCGAGUCAUGGGCUGUGAGAAGGGCUUUGAGCUGUCCCGAGAGGUUGGAUACUAUGCAGGUUGUGCUCAGCUUUGGAAGACGCUUGCCCAGCAGGAUCCUGAGCGCAUUUCUGAAAAGUCCCUCAAGAAGAUCAACUCGCUUUUAGACUUGAUCGAUUCGUUCCCACGUCAGAAUCAAUUGGACGACGACGUGGUCGCGUUACUGGACAGGAUCCGUGGAAAGUUUAAGACUGUCGCUUCGGCUUUGCAGACCGCCGAGCGUUAUAUCGACGCUCCUAAGAGCAAGAUGUUUUAUUAA
Linnemannia hyalina is the source of this 429-nucleotide messenger RNA. Lineage: Eukaryota; Fungi; Mortierellomycota; Mortierellomycetes; Mortierellales; Mortierellaceae. The record is from the annotation of a GenBank genome assembly.